CGGUAGUGCAAGAGGUUCCAGUGAGAGCAGGAACGGCCCUUCGGAAGCUGAGACGAGUUGCAGGUCCCAUAAAAACUAAAGAUGUCAUUUGCCAGGGAAAAGCUUUACAAUGGAUAUUUGCGGCAGAACAUGUCAACCAUUGUUUCCACGGUGAAAGUGAGAGAAAUUAUAGUCCAUCUGCCUUGCCUGACGACUCACGACAGGGAAAACAUAGAGGCAAAACGCGAUUCUUCUGGGAAUUACGAUGGCAUGGCGCUUCUCCUGGAUUGCCUAAGGAGGAGAGAAAAUUGGCCGGAGCAGUUCAUCGAGGCGCUUGAGGCAUGCGAGCACACAACUAUUGCGGCUGAGAUCAGAGCAGAAUACAAUGCUCUGAAAGGCGUCAACAAUUCUAGCCCUGGCUCUCCUCCAACAACUGUCACCAGGGCACAUGUGCAUCCAGCACCAGCUGCUAGUCAUCCGCCCAUUCCAGAGAGUGGUGCUGCAAAGAGUCAAGCUGCUGUAGCUCUGCCAUCUGAAGCCCCUCCAGCUCCUUCAGAGCCAGCUGCACAAGCACCACCCUCUCCAAAAACCCCUCCGAGUGCAGCAGGCCAAGUUUCUGAGGCUGUUUCCCCACCUAAGCUGGUCCCAGAGCCUCCACAGUCAGCUGACCGUGAGGUUCCACCUCUUCCAUCAACACCUCCUCCUUCUCCUGAGACCCCACACGCUCAGGUAGCCGGCGUCCCGCUGCAGCAGCAAGAGUUUAAUUUUCACCAGAAGCCCGAAGCAAACAUCCAAGAUGUUUCAGUUGACACUAGUCUGAUUCCAGAUGAGGCAAACUCAGGAAACAAAGAUGUUGCCACCCUUCAACAGCAGCAUCCAGUCACACUCUGUGGAACAGACACUCUAUCCUCUGCAGUUUCUCUCCAAGCAGCAGUUAUAAAUGACGGGCCACCACUGAGUCCCACUCACAUAAACUCAACCGACGAAUCUUCUUUCCCCACAAUGACUCCAGAGAAGCAUCCAGUCCAGGACACCGCUCCUCCGGUCAAAAUUUCUAAUGCUGUUCUGCAGCCUGAGGAAACCUCUGAACCUCCAGCUGCAAAGAUUGUUGAAGGCAUCCCAGAAACAGAACCUGCCGCUACAACCUCCCCGGAGCCUCCUGCAGAUGAGAUAACCACCUCUCUGGACGAUGUAUGCCUAAGCAAGCCGGGCCAACUCAUUAGCGUCCUACCACAAAAUCCUGCCAGUCCAGCUGCCCAGACAUCCAGCCAGUCACUGGAGCCCUACUCUGGCAACAGCGAGCGACUGGAAAUAAGCGAGGCUGCAGGAGGCGCAGGGAUCUCCACUCACACUCCUAUUUACUCUGCUGCAAAUUCAGUUAGCACCCUCUCGUGCCAGGAGAACAGCGUUGCUCCUAAUCACAACGAACCUGAGGAGAACCACUACGAGUCGCCAAACGAGAGCAUGGUGCUGGAGGUUGUGGGGCACAUUUCCGAGGCACCAUCGAUCCUUAACCUGGAUGGCCAAACUACAACACCACAAGUUCAGUUGAUCAAUGGAGAAACAGCCAAAGAAGCCAUCUCUGCACCACCAGCAUCCAUUAACAAUACGAGUGAUGUUCUGUCAAGUUUAAAUAGCUCUUGCAGUCAGAGCUGCAACGUCCCUGAACCUGCACCGGCUGGUGUUUCUCCGAAGUCACUGCAGAAGUCCACCUGGUCAACUAAUACAAAGUUCAUUCUGACUGCUGCAGGAGUGGGUGCCUGUGCCCUCCUGAUGGCAUGGAGGUUGAAGAAGUAAAGGGACUUGAUACCGUUUAAUGAAAGAGAAGAUUAGGCUUUAAGGAUUGUGACUGAGGAUCUAAAGGGUAUGGUGCCUUAUUGAACUCACUUUUCUAAGAUGUUACGAAGCAACAGUUUAAUUAUAUCUGAAGUGAUAAUAGCUGGCUUUCCAGACCUUUGAUCAUGUCAUUAAUCUCUAAAAAAAUCUCUUAAGUAAUCUUUUUCUGUUGAUUGAAUUUGACUUAAGAACAAAAGUUAAAUCAAACCUUUUGAUUCAUUUCAGGGCACUGCAUGAAAGUGGGUUGAGAUAUCAGGUUUUUACACAAUUUCUUCAAAUGUCCUGUUUUUAAUAGCACACAGGGGCUGUAUGAUGUAUGCUGUAUUCUCACAAUUCAGGAUAAGACUGUUGCCCAGUUAGAUAAAUGUACAAAGUACCUGAAUUUUCUUAGAUAUGAACCUUGUAAUGAAUACAAAACAGUUUAUCACAUUUUAAAUUUCCUUUUCCUGUUGAUAUUGGGAAAUGUGGUUAUAAAUGAUGACUAGCACUCUCUAUAUUUAUUUGUACAUAGUCUCUCUCUCUCUAUCUAUCUAUCUUAUCUAUCUAUCUAUCUAUAUACAUAUAUAUAUAUAUAUAUAUAUAUAUAUAUAUAUAUAUAUAUAUUACUCUGAGUAUCUAAUUGCAUAUUUUAAGAGACUGUGAGGUGUUAAAUAUAUCCCAAAGCAUUCAAAAUAUUUAAGAUAAUUAGUACUAGAUUAAUUGAUUUGGCCAGUGUUUGGCAAACCAAGCAAAGCACCUUCCCCAGUUUGUUUCUAAACUAGAAAGCACCUUAUGAGUAGUGGUAUUUGUUUGAUCUGUGAUGUCAUUUGGUGAUUUUAACCCAAUUUUUUUUCUAGUUAUAAAUAGGACAUGAAAACGUCUAAAAUGUCACUGUACUGUUAAAUGUAAUAAUCUAAUAUAAAAUGAGUAAAUUGGAUUCUUGCAUAAUUUGGCAGCUCUCUAAUGAGCUCUCCUUGAUAACCACUCUUCUCACAAGUCACUUGGCUUUCUGGUGAAUUGGUGCAAAUUUUUGAUUUGACAGUUUUAUUUACAGGUAGAUUUUCCUCUUGGACUGUGUCAUGAUGUAUGAGGAUAUGGGAUUUUAUUAUAAAUAGCAUUGUAGAUACCAAAAGGGCUCUGAAAGAAUUCAUUCAGAAAGGUUUCAACAGCGUGAAUGAGCUGAGAUGUUGAUUAUAAAAUGUAUUGUGUUUAUGUUUCUUAUAAAAGUUCAAUAAGGAGAGAUCACUUGACAGAAUGGCGAAUGAUUUUAUAAGAUUUUUGUUUGGCAAUUAUAAUCUGAUGAAUUAUCUUGUUGAGCAGUGGCACAAGUAAAGGAAAAGGGUAGGCUGCAACCCUGAGUGAUCAGAGCCGCAGAGACCUCUAAUGAGGCAUUAGGAGGAGAUUUUGUGGAGACAGACUGUUUGAAAGGUUUAAAGAACCUGGACCAGAGUUGUGAUGACAGAAUCAAUGAGGUGAGUUUGACAGUGUGAGAAAACAAAGGGACAAAGCGUGGUUGAAUGAAAAUCCACAACACCUGGAAUAAGAGCAAACUUGAGGGAACAGAUCCUCCUUACUGAGCUUAUGCUGAAAGUUUAUUUAUAUUUUUUGAUUAAGUUUCAGCAAACAUUUAACUAUGCACUGCAACAUUCACAUCAAUAAAAAUGAGAUCAUUAACAGUCA
Melanotaenia boesemani (Boeseman's rainbowfish) is the source of this 3474-nucleotide messenger RNA. It is a transcript of the gene mavs, whose product is annotated as mitochondrial antiviral signaling protein. The record is from RefSeq and is a predicted model, not a curated record. Bases 82 to 1776 code for a protein of 564 amino acids. NCBI's taxonomy places the organism in Eukaryota, Metazoa, Chordata, Actinopteri, Atheriniformes, Melanotaeniidae. The transcript has 5 exons.